Messenger RNA from Cylas formicarius (sweet potato weevil), 955 nucleotides. RefSeq lists its product as uncharacterized. The coding region runs from base 402 to 923 and encodes 173 amino acids. The record is from RefSeq and is a predicted model, not a curated record. Lineage: Eukaryota; Metazoa; Arthropoda; Insecta; Coleoptera; Brentidae. The transcript is spliced from 5 exons.
AGCGAAAAUUUCCGCCUGAAACACAGUGCAGUACUGACCCAGAGGGACCGACAAGCUUGAUCCCGUUGUUUCGCAGUACGCUCCAGCUCCGGCCAGAUCUCCCAUUCUGGACCCGUCCCUGUACCAGAUAAGUCCAUCCGUUUUGAUUAGUUUGUUAUUGAGUGACCAUGUUAUAAUCAUAUCAGUAGUAAAGCUAAGCAACAUAAUGGCACCUAACCAAGCAGCACACGAUAAAAAAAAAUGAAAAUUCGAUUUAGUUUCCUCAAUAUAAGAAAAUAACAAGCAAUUUCCAGACACCCGUUUGCCGCAAAAUGAAAGUGUGGUUGCGUGAUUCGCAGUAAUAAGGAAAAAUAAUUACGCAGGGAAUUGUCGAACCAGUUGGACCGGAGCAAAAUUGCAUCAUGAUUCGUGACAAGAACUGCCGGGAAUUACGAUCGCAAUCUCAUUCGACGGAAACAUUUCAAAUCAAAAAUGAAUAUUUGCGAGUAAUUGGAGGAAACACAACUUGCGAUUACAUGAUCCUUACUCAUGUUAGUUUUUUCAGAGAGAAAGGAAGUGACGUUACUAUGUCAUUAAAUUUUACUCUGUUUGAGGAAAUAAAUUUAGAAAACGAUAUAGAGAUUCGAAGUCAAUUUUACAGUUGGAAAUCAAACGAAUAUAGAAAGACUCCUAUAAGCUGGACCAUGAAAGCAUGCAACAUUCUUCGAUCACACAUAUUUAGUGUUGAAACCAUAAUGAAAAAUUCCGAUAUAAGAAGCUGUCCAAUAAAAAAGGGUAAACAUUAUAUGCACAACAUAACAAUGGACGGUGUGAAUUGGCCCAGCACUUUCCCCGAAGGCCGAUGGAAAAACCAUUUAGAGUAUUGGAUAAAAAAUAAGUGUUGCGUUAAGGUGAACUGGAUGUUUCGAAUUGACAAACAUUGAUGAUCGUAUCGGUAACAAAUUAUCCCACAACA